Paramecium sonneborni is the source of this 345-nucleotide messenger RNA. The record is from the annotation of a GenBank genome assembly. NCBI's taxonomy places the organism in Eukaryota, Ciliophora, Oligohymenophorea, Peniculida, Parameciidae.
AUGAAAAUUUUAUGUAAAUAUAAAGUGGCUUUGAUAAAAAAUGCUAUAUUAGAAUUGAAGUAAAAAAUUAAUGAUUAUGUUUUUAGAACAAGGUUGAUAUUUUUAGGAGAGUUUUUCAACACUGUUUUCGAAACUAAUAAUUUGAAGAAGAAUGCUGAAGAUUUUUCAGAUAAAAACAGUAGGGGAACAUAUGUAAAGAGACAAUUAUCUGAAGAAUUAGAAAUCAUGAUUAUUUGUGGAUUACAAGAAAAUAGCUGUAGGUAAAAUUUUUAAUGGUGCUUUGCCAAUUAAUAAUGGAAAAAUAAUAGGUUAAUAUAUUCCAUUAGGAAUUAAUCAUUAUUUUGA